Molecule: messenger RNA, 5313 nt
Organism: Seriola aureovittata
Lineage: Eukaryota; Metazoa; Chordata; Actinopteri; Carangiformes; Carangidae
Gene: pde1a
Product: phosphodiesterase 1A, calmodulin-dependent
Exons: 17
Coding region: 743-3043 (766 amino acids)
Biological process (GO): signal transduction
Molecular function (GO): 3',5'-cyclic-nucleotide phosphodiesterase activity
Source: RefSeq, a predicted model, not a curated record
AGCUCAGCUCAGCACACACACUCUCUCUCAGAUGCUGCGGGAGUGGAGGACAGACUGAGAUGCCUGUUUGCUGUUUGCGUCUGAACGGAGCGUAAAGUUAUGUGUGUUUGAAUUUGGGAGGGAGGAGGAGGGAGGUCUGUCAGCUGCAGGAUUCCAUCACUCUUAGCAACCGUUACUGAGUUACCACGGAAACGCUGCGCGAUGUUCUCUGCUUCUCCUUUGUCCUCCUCCAUCGCUCCCCUCUCCCCCCCCCCACCCUCUCUCUCCCUCUCACUCCAUCCUGUCUUUAUUGCCGGUCGACUUCCUCUGUGCGUUGCUACGGCGAUGCUCUGGGACAUUCAGCUGGAUCAUUUUUCCGCCGCAGUGCCGGAGUGCAGAGCUCGAACUGAAGGAAGUCACCAGCUGAUCACCUCGUUUACCUGUCAGAUGCCGUCAGUCUUUUCCUGCUCGUCAACUUUAAAAAAAAAAACCAAAAACUCCACUUUUGUCUUGUGACCUUUUAACCCUUCCGCUUCCCUAACGGAUCACGGCGUAGCUCUUUGUUUUGGAUUGGCCGGGCUGACAGGUGACGUCACAGGAAGUUGGACGAAGUUUUAUUGAACCCAAACGGCUGCGAUUGGCGUCGAUGUUUUCACGACUCCGUCAGUCUGAGAGACGUCCGGACGCUCGGAGAACAAACUCCACUCAGUGAACACCACAACUCUCCAAACACCUCCUUCUCCUCCUUCUCACCCACGCUGAGAUGAACGAGGAGGUGGAGGAGUUGCAGCUGCAGGAGCGGGAAGUGCAGCAACAGGAGGGAGAGCAGCAGGAGGAGGUGGAGGUUCAGCAACAGGAGAUGCAACAGGCGGGAAAGCAAGGGGAGGAGGAGGAGAUGCAGCAGCAGGAGGACAGACAGGCUGAGGAGGUGCAGCAGUCAGAGGAGGAGCAGGUGCAGCAGGAGGAGCAGCAGGGGGAGGAAGAAGUGGAGAUGCAACAAAAGCAGGACGAGGUGCAGCAGAGUGAGGUGGUAGAAGAGGAGGAGGAGAUGCAGCAGGUCGAGGAGCUGCAGCAGACCGAGGAGGAGGAGGAGGAGCAGCAGCAGCAGCGGCAGGAGGAAGAAGCGCGGACUGAGGGGGUGUCAUGGACUGUGCAGCAGCAGAGUGAAGAGGAGCAGGAGUUUGAGAAGGAGCAGCAGCAGAUCGAGGAGGCGCAGGAGUUUGUGGAUGCUCUGGAGCAGAAUCACAACAACCAGGUCCUGAUUCGACUGAGAGGAAUGCAGAAAUAUAAAAGUACAUCACAGAGGCUGAAGGGGGUCCUGGAGCAGAUGGACCGGGGCAUCGUGGACCUGCAGGAGCUCCGCAGGAACCUGGAGCUCGCUGCUGCCAUGUUGGACGCUGUUUACACCGAUGAGACCAGGUGGGAUGGACGGAAGCGUCUGCUGGACACCGAGGAUGAGCUCAGCGACUUGCAGGCCGAGUCGGUGCCCAGCGAGGUACGUGAUUGGCUGGCGUGCACCUUCAGCAGGAAGAUGGGCGUGGCCAAGCGGCGCCCCGAGGAGAAGCCGAGAUUCAGGAGCAUCGUCCACGCAGUGCAGGCUGGGAUCUUUGUGGAGAGGAUGUACAGACGGACAUCCAACAUGGCAGGUCUGACCUAUCCUCCCACGGCCUUGACUGCUCUAAAGGAAGUGGAUCAGUGGUCGUUCGAUGUUUUCUCCUUCCACGAGGCCACCGGAGACCACGCCCUCAAGUUCCUGGUCUACGACCUGCUGACCCGCUAUGACCUCGUCAACAGGUUCAGGAUCCCAGUCCAGGCUCUGGUGCAGUUUGUUGAAGCUCUGGAGAACGGCUACAGCAAACACAGGAACCCCUACCACAACCUGAUCCACGCCGCUGAUGUCACUCAGACCGCCCACUUCCUGAUGCUGCACACUGGACUGAUGCACUGGCUCAGCGAGUUGGAGAUUCUCGCGAUGGUUUUCGCUGCAGCGAUUCACGACUUCGAACACACAGGAACCACCAACAACUUCCACAUCCACACCAGGUCGGAGGUGGCCAUUUUGUACAACGACAGGUCGGUGCUGGAGAACCAUCACGUCAGCGCCGCCUACAGGCUGAUGGCAGAGGAGGACAUGAACAUCCUGGUCAACCUGAACAAGGACGACUGGAGGGAGCUGAGGUCUCUGGUCAUAGAGAUGGUGAUGUCCACAGACAUGUCCUGUCACUUCCAGCAGAUCAAGACCAUGAGGAACGCCCUGACGCAGACACACAGCAUAGACAAAGUGAAGGUUUUGUCUCUGAUGCUUCACGCUGCAGACAUUAGUCAUCCAGCCAAAGCCUGGCCGCUGCACUACCGCUGGACUCACAGUCUGAUGGAGGAGUUCUUUAGACAGGGAGAUAAAGAGGUGGAGCUCGGCCUUCCUUUUUCUCCUCUCUGUGACCGUAAAGCUACGAUGAUCGCCCAAUCACAGAUAGGUUUCAUAGACUUCAUCGUGGAGCCGACCUUCAGCGUCCUGAUCGACACCACGGAGAAGGUGAUUGGUCCCCUGAUAGAGGAGGACAGGAAGGCCAGAGAGACAGGAAACAGGAGGUCCAGUUUAACAGGAACUGGCUCUGUUACCGUGGAGUCGGUGCAGAGACACAACAGCGGUCGCCACGGAAACAGUGAUGAUGGACAGAUGGACUUUUCUCUGACCGCCAUCGACCUGCCGGCUCUGAGGCUACACCUGUCCGGCGUCAUCGCCAGCAACAAGGACCGCUGGAAAGAGCUGUCUGUUCAGGAACUGGCCAAUAAGGAGCGAGAGGAGCAGGAGAGGUUGGAGUCCAACAUCAACUCAGACGUCCAGUCUCAUCCAGCCUCACCCAACCACAGCGUCCCCGAUGGACACACCUCUGACCAAUCACAGAACUCAGACGGAUCCCCACCUGAUCAGACACAAAGCAACAAGUCACCUGACCACAUGCCUGCAGAUCACCUGACCUGGAAUGGGGCACGGCUGGGCGAGGAGAAGGAGGAGGAGGAGGAAGAGGAGGAGGACAAUGAUGAAGUGCCUGAAAACGCCUGAUGACACUCCGCGGCAAACUCGCCACUAUAUCUGUGGUGGUGGCAGAUCACCAUGGCAACAGGCGGCGCGGUGCAGUGACAGCGAGAGUUCAGAUUCUUCUGUUUUAAACACAGCAGCUGACUCAGUGGCCCCUUCCCUCCUUACUUCGGUGGACCCCCCCCCCCCCCCCCAUUAAAAAAAAGGGCCACCAGACCUUAUGUUUACAAACAACCAUGAACACAUCACAUUCAUCAGACAACAGCUUCUUAGCAGCUUCACGGUCCAUUCUCAGUGGUGAACGUGUCAUGUGACGUCAUUAGAGACUCAGAGGAAACAAGCGGAAACAUCUACAUUUAAAUUUAAAAAGCAACAGGUAAAAAAACCAAAGAGCUUCGUGCUCACGGCGAACGCAGGCCACAUGUUCACGAUCUGCAGGAAUGAGUCAUGGAGCUGUUAAAAAGCAACUGGAGGUUUUUGUGAAUGAAUGUGAGCAACAGACGUGUUGUUAUACAUGUACAUGUAAAGAAUGACCUGUGCUCUUCUCUCUGCUCUGGGUUCAAAUUAUCAAACAUGUUCAGAGCUGCUAAUCAAUAGUCAAUCGAUAUCUUCAGGAGCUGUUUUUAGCCACGUUAGCGGUCCACCACUAGACUGAAAUAUCUCAACAACUAUUAGCUUGGAUUCAUUUUAACAGCUAAUCCAACACUAAUGUCAUCCUCAUCAGCCUCAGCAAAUGUUAGCAUGCUAAUGUGCUAAACUAAGGUGGUGCUAAAUGCUAAUGGUGCGUUCCAUUUUAACAGGAAAGUCAAAAUUUCUGAGUUCCCAGUUGGAAAUUUCAACUCGAUCAGCCAACCCCUUGAAACUCCAAAAUCCAAGAUGGCUGCUCUUCGCAUCAACAGAAGUGAAAGCUGUAGUAACGCACGGUUUAUUCGCACUUCUGUCUUAUCUGUGUCUCAUUUAAUCCAUUGUACUCAAAGAACUGUUGCUACAGUGAUAGUAUGUGCAAAAUAUGGUGUAAUGCUGUUGUUGCUAACAGUAACAAUAACAAGCAUCAACAACAACAAGCUUCCGACGGACAUGGUCAACUCAGAUGUGACAUCAUUCCCAGCUCCAACAUCCAACUUACGAGGUAAAUGGAACACGGCAUUAACAUCAGUAUUUCAGCGUAACUACUGUUAGCAUGUUAGCAUGCUGAUGUUAGCAUUUAGCUCAAAGCGCAUAGAUGCUAGCUUGCACGGCACUUGCUGUGCUUAACGGUAAAAUCCAAAAUGUGCGUUCAGACUAAAAGCAAAUUUCAGAGACUGCAGAUAAAUCAAUAGAAAUAAACGAGCAUUCAAAUUCACUUGCGUUAGUGCAAACUGAUGCAAAACUGUGCAAGUAGAAAAUGUUUCAUCAAGACGUGUGACUCAGGUUCCAAAUAAUGUGGUUAAAUGCAGCUAAUUUAUUCAUCUGAGUCUCCGUAAUGACAGUACAGGUGAAGGAGGUAAAUAAAACCCGCCCACUCACAAAUACGUCACAGAAGCUAAAAGGCGCUCUAACUGACAUUUCACUGACUUUACGAGAUGUAGUUGUUCCAUUAACCGGUUUUCUACCCAAAUUCAGCUCAGAAUUUCACUGAGAAUUAAGAAAACCUGCAAAUGAAAAAUGCAAAUUAAUCAGUCAAACAUGAUUGACAGUUUGGACCCACAGAGGACAGAGCAGCAGCGAAUCAGUGGCGACCAAUCAAAAACACACUGGAGUUCACAUGUGACCACUGCAAGGGACAUUUUUUUUUAACAACAUGGAUCGUCUUGUACUUUUUGGCCAAUAAACUCAUAAGUUAGCAACAUGGACACUGGGGUGGAAACAGGGAGUUAAAUUUACCUUUACAAUGGACGGGAGCUAACCGUCACCUUUCCUGCCUGCGAGUAAACAACAGUGCCCUUCAUAUUAUCACCAUGGUGACGACGGCAACAAAAAAAAACACCGGUUUCUAUAGCAAAGGCCAACGAGCUGAGUGGUGAAGCCAACAUGGCCGACAGUGAAAACUCUUUGAUCCUCUGAGCACUGUGUUUGUUAAUGCAAUGUGUGCUAUAGUCAUCAUGUGCUCUUUGGCUGUGUGUGCGUGUGUGUGUGUGUGUGUGUGUGUGUGUGUGUGUGUGUGUGUGCGUGUGUGUGUGUGUGUGUGUGCGCAUGCGUAUGUGUAUACGAGUGAUAUUCUGAGUGUGUGUGUGUGAUGUGUGUGUGUGUGUGUGUGCACGCUGUAUACUGUACAGCUGUUUUCUGUAUUAUUGUAUUAAACAUUCAGGACUCCA